Messenger RNA from Scomber scombrus (Atlantic mackerel), 1679 nucleotides. RefSeq names its product small nuclear ribonucleoprotein 35 (U11/U12) (gene snrnp35). The record is from RefSeq and is a predicted model, not a curated record. Lineage: Eukaryota; Metazoa; Chordata; Actinopteri; Scombriformes; Scombridae. Gene Ontology annotation, cellular component: U12-type spliceosomal complex; precatalytic spliceosome. The transcript has a single exon. The coding region runs from base 125 to 838 and encodes 237 amino acids. Gene Ontology annotation, molecular function: snRNA binding; mRNA binding. Gene Ontology annotation, biological process: mRNA splicing, via spliceosome.
UUGAAAAGGAAACAGACGGAUUCUGGUAAGAAAUAAUAGAAGAAAGUAGAGAAACAACAGUCUGUGAAACUCUGAAACUGGUGUUAUUCAGUCGGGGAGCUUUGUAACUUAAGUCUGGGUUAAAAUGGCGGACUGGAGCCCGAUAGCGAAGGUUUACGACCCGCUGAAAGCCGGCAGCAUCGACGGUACCGACCUGGAGCCACAUGACCGCGCUGUGUGGAGGGCUAUGGGGGCCCGAUACAAGCCCAAUAAAGGGGUUGUCGGAGACCCUCUGCUAACCCUAUAUGUGUCCCGAUUAAACCCCCAAACAACCGAGGACAAGCUGCACCAGGUGUUCUCCAAGUACGGAGACAUCCAGCGGCUCCGGCUGGUCCGGGACAUCGUGACGGGCUUCUCCAAAGGGUAUGCCCACAUUGAGUACAAGGAGGAGCGGGCUGUGGUCCGGGCCCGCCGGGAUGCCAACAAGCUGGUGGUGGAGCAGCACGAAGUGUUUGUGGAUUUUGAGCUGGAGAGAACCCUCAAAGGAUGGGUGCCCAGGCGGCUUGGUGGCGGGCUGGGAGGGAAGAAAGAGUCCGGACAGCUGCGGUUUGGUGGCAGGGACAGGCCCUUCAGAAAGCCCAUUAACCUCGGGGGGGUCGGCCCGGAGCAGGAUCGAGCCGGUGGUGAUGGUGGAGGAGGAGGAGGGAGAGGAUGGGACAGGUCGGGAGGGAGAGACAGGGACAACCGAGACCGAGACGCGGAGUGGGGGAGUAGAAGCAGGAGGGAUGACCGGGACAGAGGCAGAGAGAGGGAGGACCGCAGUUACGGAGACAGGAGCAGGCACCGGGACAGGAGGUGAAGCCCAUAUAUCCACCUUUUCUCACCCGGAUCAAUGAAGUCUGUGACAGAUACUGACUCAAAUAGAUUGGGUAUCGGUGACAAUGAGCCGAUCUGCUAUCCCGUACCAUUAUUUUAAUUUUGUUUUACAAAGUUAAUAAGACUAUGUUUAAGUCGAGCCUGAUUGUUGCCAUACACAUAAAACAAUGAUCCCAAUAUCUUCCGCACUCUCAGACUUACAGCUUAUUAGUAAAACACUGAUAGCCGAUCGCACCCAGAGCCCAGGUAUGGGUACCAGGACUGGACAAAUGUGACUCAUGCUCCAGCUGUCUGCCUCCCAGUGGGCAGAGAAGGAAACUGUUACUGAUGAGGCCACUGGUGUUUGUGUUUAAUAGACCUGUCUUUGAACAGAUCAAACAGGACUAUGUGGUUAAACAGGACUUGUUUCAGUUAUGUUAUGAUACCUGUUCAGGUUUGAUGGUGGAGUCAGCUGCCAUCUAGUGUUCCUCAGGGAAAUCUGACUUCUGUUGCAUAAAGUCAUCAGAGCAUCAUAUACUUUCUACACAUUUUUAUAUUGAUGUUCUUCAACCUUUAAAAGAAGAAUGUGAAGCUAAAUGGAUGAAAUGUAUUUACUUUUAUACACCUAUAAAAUAUGAUUAAAUCUUAUUGAAUUUGAUCCACUGUUAACAAUUCAGUCUAUCUCUUCGCUGUAAGAAACUCUCAAGUGUCUAAAUGUGAAGCAUAUAACAGUGGGAAAGGUUACCUAAGGCAGGAUGUUUAAUAAUUUAGUCCCUUAGUCAUACUGUACUGUGUUUCCUGAGGGAGAUUUUCUGAGUUUCAUACUUGGGUUGUGCAACAUUGCC